Molecule: messenger RNA, 1080 nt
Organism: Anopheles moucheti
Lineage: Eukaryota; Metazoa; Arthropoda; Insecta; Diptera; Culicidae
Product: leucine-rich repeat-containing protein 40-like
Exons: 1
Coding region: 1-1080 (359 amino acids)
Molecular function (GO): protein binding
Source: RefSeq, a predicted model, not a curated record
AUGCUAGUGACUAGCUCGUUUGCGUAUACGCGACAUAGCUACGCACAAACCACUUUUACGAUACCCAACAACGGCUCAUUCGAAUCUUACCUUCUGUAUAAAGCUCCCCUACUUCGUUACGUCUAUAUCCAGUACAACUUAAAAGUGACCCGGAUCCAUAUCGCAUACUGCUCACUCCAUGUUGUACCCAAGACGAUCCGGAAUGUGCCACACCUGACAAGUUUGAUAAUCUCGUCUUGUCGCAUACGGCAUCUGGAUCUGAACGAUAUGGCGCAUCUGAAGAGCUUGUACACUGUCGAUCUUAGUCACAACCUGAUAGUGUCAAUUGCGGAGCUUCCAUCGGCUAUGGCUCUACAUGUUCACAGGCUUUAUCUUGCUGGCAAUAGACUUCGUCACCUGAAUGCCAGGGUUCUGCAUGCCUUAAAAGAGCUGCGCUGUCUGGUUUUGGACGGCAACCGGCUAGAGGAGAUCACACCUCCUUUAGUAAAUCCCUCGAUAGAAGAGUUGUCGAUACGGAACAACAGGUUGAGAACGCUCAACUGCACCGACUGGCGCCUACCUCAGUUGAAAUAUUUUUUCUGCAGCAACAACCAACUAACUUCCGCUCCGAUUGAAUGGCAAUCGAUGUGGCGGAUCGGCAUGUUGGAUCUUUCGUUCAAUCGGUUGCGCAAUUUUCGGAUGGAUGAUAUCUACCUCACUCAGCUCCGAGAACUGAAUCUAGCCGCUAACGAGCUAACGAAUGUAACCACCAACCAGACACAAUUGCGGAUUCCACUCGAGAGACUGCAGCUCGCCUAUAACCGGCUCACAGCGCUGGACAUUUCCCGUUGGGACAUGCCAAAUCUUUGGGGAUUGGGCGUGAAUAACAAUCAGCUCACCGAGCUCGGCGAUGUUUUUCUGCGAUUUCCUAACCUUGACGCCAUGUUGAUUAUGCGCUAUAACAAUUGGUCCUGUGGGUGGUUGAAACGAGUCCAUCCUGGAGAUUUGCUGCGCAGAAAUUACGGUUGUCUGAAUACGAACCAAAGUUGCCCUGUGGGUAGGAUGAUGGUGGCAGAGAAUGUUUGGAUUUGCUGUUGGUAA